Messenger RNA from Osmerus eperlanus (European smelt), 6047 nucleotides. RefSeq names its product zinc finger protein 704 (gene znf704). Lineage: Eukaryota; Metazoa; Chordata; Actinopteri; Osmeriformes; Osmeridae. Gene Ontology annotation, biological process: regulation of transcription by RNA polymerase II. Gene Ontology annotation, molecular function: RNA polymerase II cis-regulatory region sequence-specific DNA binding; DNA-binding transcription factor activity. The record is from RefSeq and is a predicted model, not a curated record. The transcript is spliced from 9 exons. Bases 583 to 2262 code for a protein of 559 amino acids. Gene Ontology annotation, cellular component: nucleus.
AUAUGGAUUCGGAGUCGCCACACUCGACAGUGUCAGUAAAUGUCGUCGUAUCAUACGCAAUGUUAGUGGGGUAUUUUUCCCAAUCAAUGACUAUUAACCGUGUUGUUUGUUUUGUGUGGAGUAUUACAGUUUUAGGCCGUUGUUUGCUUAUUUUGAGGAAUAGUGUACAAAUGUCAUUGUCGGUCCGAUAAUUUAAGCCGCUCCGUGGUUUCCUUUCAUGUCGCGAGCUCGCGGGGAACAGUGAGGAAAACAAACAGGUCGAAGGAAGAAAGAUCGGUAGCCGGUUGGAUGAAGCGGUUGUUUAGCGAAAAAUGAAUCGUUACUAGUGUAUCUUUGCUAGUUGCAUUUCCAUACAUUUUUGUUUUCGAAUACCGUGUAGGCUAUACCGAGGUGUUGUUGGUUGUGUCGUUAUCUGAAUAUGUUGUCGCUUUCUAACAUUUGGCAAGGUCUGCUGGAGCGCAUAGUCUAUCCUCUGCGGUUUCGUGUUUUUCUCGUCCUUAUUUAGCUAUCAAUUCCAAUUUGACGUGCAUCGUUACAAAUCGACGUGUUGACGCUUCAAAGUUGGUGUAACGGUUUAUCGCUAUGCAUACUAGGCGUUUAGUGAAACGUUCUAUCCUCGGAAGCCGCGUUUAUGCGCCGAGUCCGACGGAUGACGGGACGCCGCUGACAGGAGUGGUCCAGGCUGUCAAGCAAGAAAACAGAGACGUCUUGACCGGACCCCGGCGAAGUGUCUACACGGUGCUUCUGCAAGACGGAAGCCUGAAAGAAUUUUCAGAGGACGAGAUUGCCGUGGGGUUCAACCAAACGACUGCAAAAGGACCCCUAAAGUCUAGCUUAAAGCACACCUCCAGUAACGGGGCUCCACAGACCCAGGUCCCGGACGUCCAGAGGGCAGACGUGUGCUCCCUGAGCCCCGAGGCGGCGGAGGAGCUGCGGGUAGAGAAUGGCAGGCGCCCGGGCCGCCCCAUGGAGCCUCCGGACAGGGAGCAUCCUCGCUCCGUGUCCCUGCUGGAGCAGAAGCGCAAAGUGGUGUCCUGCAGCAUCGACGUGCCCCAUGCCAGGAAGUCGGAGGAGGAAGCAGACAUGGACAAGGUGACGGCAGCCAUGGUGCUCACCAGCCUCUCCACCAGCCCAUUGGUCAGGAGCCCGCCAGUCAAGCUCAGCGAGGGCACCAACGGCUCGUGGAAGGAGGGCGGCGGCGGGGGCAGCUUCACGGCGUCCAGCUACAGCAGCAGCGGGGGCUACUGGAGCUGGAGCGCCCCGAGCGACCGCUCCAACCCGUCCACGCCGUCUCCGCCGCUGUCGGCCGACAGCUUCAAGCCGUUCCGCGUGCCCAGCGCGGCGGCGGCGGCGGGGCCCGCCCCGGACGACGCCCUGCUACUGCUGGACGAGCAGGACGGGAGCAGCCUGCUGUUCGACGAGCCCAUCCCGCGCAAGCGCAAGAACUCCAUGAAGGUCAUGUUUAAGUGUCUGUGGAAAAACUGUGGGAAGGUUCUGAGCACAGCUGCCGGGAUCCAGAGGCACAUCCGCACCGUCCACCUGGGGCGUAACUGCGACUCAGACGGCAGCGACGGCGAGGAGGACUUCUACUACACGGAGAUCAAGCUCAACACGGACGCGGUGGCCGAGGGCCUCGGCAGCCUGUCGCCCGCGUCGCCGUCCGUCCCGCCCCCCCCGCCGCCGCAGCCCGCCGCCCCGCCCGCGGCGCCCCCGCAGCCCCCCGGCGACGCCCACGCCCCCUACCACCCCCACAGGCGCCAGUCCCAGGAGGCCAAGGACCGCCACCACCACCACCACCACCACUACCACAACAACAACAACAACGGCGUCCACCACGCGCCGCACGCCAGCCACACCACGCCCCUCAGCCGCUCCGCCCCCAGCGCCCUCUACCUCAUCCACACGGACCACGCCUACCAGGCCACCGCCCCCGUCACCAUCCCCUCCGCCCACCCCGGCUCUGAUGGCUCCUCCAGCUUCACCCCCAGCCAAAGCAGCGGCUUCAGCAUCUCCUGGCAGUCUCCCCCUGUCACCUUCACGGGCAACGCUGCCUCUCCCACCCACAGUCGAACGCAGGGCUUCGGAGAGCAGCGCUCCCAGACCAUCGCUGUCCUCUCCUCCCCUCCCAGAGCCACUGGCUCCCUAAGCCGGAAGUCCCGCAGCGAAGGGAAGAAGUGCCGCAAGGUGUACGGCAUGGAGAACCGCGACAUGUGGUGUACCGCCUGCCGCUGGAAGAAAGCCUGCCAGAGAUUCACAGACUGAACGCCGCUAACGCCGCCACAAGGGUCGCCAACCACCCCUGUCACCCCCCCCCCCCCGUCGCCCCCCCCCCCCCCCCCCGUCGUCCCCGUCGUCCCCGUCCAACCUGUCGGCACAGGAGCCGGCGGCGGGGUCUUUUUUUCUACGCAUGCGUCACCUGUACAACUUCCCCUCCCAGACCCGUAGGCCAGGACGUCCUACUUCCACUGGCCCCGCCCUCCUACGUCCACCUCUUCCGCCCUCGCCCCGCCCCGCCGCCGUCUGGGAGAGCCAAUGGGGCGCGAGACGCUUCCUUCCUUUGUGAUUCCUAGAAGCUGCCUACAACCGUCCCGAUGAAGGCAUGGAGGGGGUGAAACAGCCGUGCAGCUCUGAAGAAAAAGAUUUGUGCUUUUCUAUGUCUGGUUUUGUCAUUUAGUCUCUUUCUAUGUUUUGUAAAGCUCUGGUUUGAAAGGUGUGCUGGGAGGCAGCGAGAAGGGUCUCCUCCGACGGUUGUCCGAAAACGUCUCGUUGAUUUUCGCGACGGAUCCAAGACAAGAAUGGCCUCUUUCGGCUUUUUUUGGCGGAGUAGAACGAUGAUUUUGAAAACGGGAGGAGAAUGGUGCUUUCUUCCUCAUCCUUUCCUGACCCGUCUUCUGGACUUGUGAAAACAUCGACACCAUAAACGAACCCAGAAGCGCGUUCUCCUGAACCCUGAGUGGAGGAGAGAUGAUCUCUUGAGUUGAAGAAGAAAUGCAAAAAAAGGAAGAAAAGUUUUUCGAAGUCAGCAAACUAAAUGGACUGACCUUGCCAGCAACAACAAUCCGACGCGCACGCAGGACUGGAGCUCUUUUCUAUUGCGAUUUUAUAUCCGUUUUACUCUGCAAAAUCGUUUUUUCAGGAAUGCGAAGGAAGGCAGUCGGAACCAGCCGCUGAACACUCUCCAGGGUUACCUACUGCAGCCACUAUGUCAAUGAGUUUGUAGUUAUUAUGUCACCGCAUCGUAUCAACUUACAACCAAAAAGUUUUUUUUGUGUGUGUAUGUUAUGACGUAUAAUUACUCUUUUUUAUGGUGUCUCCUGAUAGGUCUGUGUAUUGUACCCACACAGAUCAUGGAUGGGUAUGAACAUCGAGCUUGUCACAGCCCACAUCGUAGUGGGCUGCUCGUCCAGCCGUUGACCUUUGACCUCGAAGAGGUGGGGGAUGUUGUUCCUCUUCCUCUGGGCUUUCCAAGGUCUUUUUUGGAGAAAGUGAGGGGGGGGGGGGGGGUGGUGGGGUGGACACGACAAGCACUUGUCUUACCCUUGUCUGUCACUCAAAGAGACACCCUAGCACCUCGCGACAGUCUCACUCACUCGGCAAGGGGCGACAGGGAGCUUUGUUAUACGCUUCACGAUCGACGGCACCUGCGGGCGAGACUCACUUAGGGGUUGCAGCGCGGGGAUUGGUUGAGCGGAGCUGUCCGGCUCCCGCCCCCCUUUUCUCUCGUAAUCCUGGUUGGCUGGUCUGGGACACAUUAAGCUCGUUUAAAAGUCGAGAGAUUUACUGAUGACCCACGAUGCACGGUGUCGCUUUCUACACCUUGACAUGUCCAGAUAGGACAACAGUCACGCCUUGCUAACGGGGAGACAUAAGGAAUCACUGCAGUCGUGUUAAUGACAUGUAUAUCUGCAACCUGUCAAUCCACUGCAUGCUCCUAAACGCAGCCCUCGCUCUCUUUUCACCUUGGGCGAUACACUCCAGUGAAGGCACUUACUAUACUCACAUUUCAGUUCAUUCAGUCCAACAGCAGCUUAUGAACUCACUUGCAAACCCCACUCUCUGAUCGACAUUCUCAAGUUGUUCCAAACCCUGGAAUGACGGACGUCUUUCGUUUUACUCUACGACUCCUAUUUAGUCCUUCUGUUAAUGUAAGUGGUAUGUGGUUUUACGCGUAAAAGCGAAAUGUUCUCAACUGAUUUUUGACAUUUGGCAUUACAGGCCACUUGUUGGAGAAAGAGAGAUAGAGUUCAAUGCAGAGGGGCGAGAGGCAAGAAUGAAUUGUUGAGCCAUUUUCUUUUCCUGGUUCGGCACUACGUCUUGAAGAGGGUCCAGCUCGGCUCAGUCGUAGACGAAAAGAUCGGAAUUGUGUUACUUAUUACUUCUGUGAGAUAAAAAUAAUUCUUUUGAAUAUUCUCAAACAUGUACUGCCAUUUUGUGAACACGUUGUUGUAGACAAAUCUAUAUAUACUUAAAGAGAAAACAUGUUUUACAUUUAAGUGAGGAAAAAAAAGAUAAGAUUUGGCUGUUAUCAUUGUUUUUAUACUUAAGACUUAUAAUUUGUUGUGUUUUCAUGUUCUGCUGAAAGAAAUAUCAUUGUAACAGUGGCAACUACACAGGUAAACUGUCAUGUCGAUCCAAGGCAAGCCUGUUUUCUUUUGUACACAUCGGUUGGGGUCGCUCAUACACCGCACCAAGGGCUCACUCUGAUUGGUUGAACUGAACCAUUCUCUCAAAGUUCUGUCCAGCACAGUUAAAGGAGCUAGGUCUUAGUGUGCAUGCGGGCGAGGAGGACAUCACAGCUUAAUGUGAAUAUGGUGUACGAUAACCAUGCAUACAUUAUGUUGAGUGUCAAAGAUUGGACUAUUCUAGGCUAUUUAGAGCUUGAUUGACAGGCCUCUGUUUGUGUAAGAGCCCCUGGAGCAGGUGUGUGGGACUCCACUGGUGCUUGGUGCUCUACCCUAGCCCUCGCUGCCUUGGUGCUACAACAACCAAUCAGAAGGCUGUGCCUGUGUCAGAGGACCCUCGAGGGUCAACCUUGUCAAGUUCAAGGCGUCUGGGGUCCCUAUAUCCAAUCCCGUGUCAAAACAAACAAAAUAACGUCGGGAAAUAACCGAACAGGCAACAUCUCAGCUGUAGGGUUUUUGUUGUGUCCUUCGGGUCGGGUUUGGUGACAUCAAAUGCACUUGUCGUUCACCUUCUCUUCCCUUGUGGUGCUGUUGUUUUGUGUUCACAUUGUUCCCCCCCCCCCCCCCCCCCAUUGGUGCGUCUAGUAUCAUUGCAGCUAGAGCUAGCAAUAAUAAAGUCCUAUCCAGAAACAAUACCGAACUAGCUAGCUCCCUCCCUCCCUCCGCCACUGAAAGGACCCAUCAAGCUCAACCUUGGCAGCUAAGUGGGACCACAGUUGAAGCUCAUCGUCAUGGUGAAUUUCCAAUUACAAGGGUUGUAGAACUCUCCCAGGCUCGACAUCAACCAUAAGGCCAAUGUUCACUAUGUUGCUCCUACUAGUGCGGUCCUUUCAGAUCAACACUGUAUACAACAGUGUGACAAGAAGAGUGGAGCCUUACAAGGUUUGUUUCUGGACCAGACGAAACACCAAAUGGUGCUGCACAAUUUAAUGGGGUGAAGGAGGUGCUAGCAAGCUAAACCCUCUGAUGCUAUUUCACCAAACAUGUUUUUCUGACACAGUUAGACUAUGUACAUGCUGUUAACACUGUAGAACAUGAAAAUAAAAAACACCUGCAGCAAAGUAAACUCGAGUGUCUAGAACACCGUUUCGGUAGAUUUUUAUAUGCGACCAAUUCUGUCCUCCUUUACUGGCUCGUACGAAUUCUUUUCUUCUGUGAAUGCAUUUCAGUCAGUGUUUUCAUUCAAAUGAGAGAUGCUGGCGAGGCAAGCCUAGGGUUCUCCAUCAAACAAAGUCGUCAGAUUGUUGUUCAAUAUUAUAGUAAAUGUUGUAUUACAAGUUCAACACUAUUGAAGAACAAUUACUCGACAAAGGUACACCAAGCCAAAGGUUUACGACUUCAUAAUAAAACAAUGCCAUUUCAAGA